UGAGUUUCAAAGGAAACACACAAAGGCAACAGCCGACACGAAGGAAACUACUCCGGGACAUCCUUCUACACUUCAGAGCAACAGAGAGUUUAUCACUGAAUAAACUUCAAAGCAACAAACAAGAUGUCCUCAGCUAAGGGAGUAUCCAUUGGCAUCGAUCUGGGCACCACCUAUUCCUGCGUUGGGGUUUUCCAGCAUGGCAAAGUGGAGAUAAUCGCCAACGACCAGGGCAACAGGACCACUCCCAGCUAUGUGGCCUUCACAGACACAGAGCGGCUCAUUGGAGACGCCGCCAAGAACCAAGUCGCCAUGAACCCAACCAACACAGUCUUUGACGCCAAACGGCUCAUCGGAAGAAACUUCAACGACCCGGUUGUCCAGUCCGACAUGAAACUCUGGCCUUUCAAGGUGAUCAGUGACAAUGGAAAGCCCAAAGUCCAGGUGGACUAUAAGGGGGAGACCAAGGCGUUCUAUCCUGAGGAGGUUUCCUCCAUGGUCCUGGUUAAGAUGAAAGAGAUAGCUGAGGCCUACCUGGGACAGAGGGUGUCGAACGCAGUCAUCACAGUGCCGGCUUACUUCAAUGAUUCACAAAGACAAGCCACCAAGGAUGCCGGGGUGAUCUCUGGACUAAAUGUUCUGAGGAUCAUCAAUGAGCCCACAGCAGCAGCCAUUGCCUAUGGCCUGGAUAAAGGUAAAAGAGGAGAGCGCAACGUGCUCAUCUUUGAUCUCGGUGGCGGCACCUUUGACGUGUCCAUCCUGACCAUCGAGGACGGCAUCUUUGAGGUGAAAGCCACCGCAGGAGACACACACCUUGGUGGGGAGGACUUUGACAACCGCAUGGUCAACCACUUCGUAGAGGAAUUUAAAAGAAAACACAAGAAGGACAUCAGCCAUAAUAAGAGAGCGGUGAGGAGACUGCGCACAGCUUGUGAGAGAGCAAAGAGGACCUUGUCAUCCAGCACACAGGCCAACAUCGAGAUCGACUCUCUGUUUGAGGGAAUUGACUUUUACACUUCAAUCACAAGGGCACGGUUUGAGGAGCUCAAUUCGGAGCUCUUCAGGGGAACACUGGAGCCAGUUGAGAAGGCCCUGCAAGAUGCCAAACUGGACAAGUCCAAGGUCCAUGAAAUUGUCCUGGUCGGUGGCUCCACCAGAAUUCCCAAAAUCCAGAAACUCUUACAGGACUUUUUCAAUGGCAGAGACCUGAACAAGAGCAUCAACCCAGAUGAAGCCGUGGCUUACGGAGCAGCAGUCCAGGCUGCUAUCCUCAUGGGCGACACUUCAGAGAACGUCCAGGAUCUGCUGCUGCUGGACGUGGCUCCUCUGUCUCUGGGCAUCGAAACUGCAGGUGGAGUUAUGACGCCUUUAAUCAAGCGAAACACCACAAUCCCCUCCAAGCAGACCCAGAUUUUCUCCACCUACUCAGACAACCAGCCAGGUGUGCUGAUCCAGGUGUACGAAGGUGAGAGAGCCAUGACCAAAGACAACAACCUACUGGGCAAGUUUGAGCUCACAGGUAUCCCUCCUGCUCCCAGAGGUGUGCCACAGGUGGAGGUAACGUUCGACAUCGACGCCAAUGGCAUUCUGAACGUGUCCGCCGUCGACAAAAGCACCGGCAAAGAAAACAAGAUCACCAUCACCAAUGACAAGGGCCGUCUGAGCAAGGAGGAGAUUGAGCGAAUGGUACAGGAUGCUGAAAAGUACAAAGCUGAGGAUGACGUGCAGAGAGACAAGAUCGCAGCAAAGAACUCGCUGGAGUCGUACGCCUACCACAUGAAGAGCAGCGUUGAGGACGACAACAUGAAAGGAAAGAUUAGCGAGGAGGACAAAAAGAUGGUCAUCGACAAGUGCAACCAGAUGAUUUCAUGGCUGGAGAACAACCAGCUGGCAGAGAAGGACGAGUACGAGCAUCAGCAGAAGGAACUAGAGAAAGUGUGCAAGCCGAUUGUGACAAAGUUGUACCAGGGAACGGCACCGUCGGGAAGCUGCGGCAGUGAAGCAGGAGGCAACUCCCAGGGUCCCACCAUCGAGGAAGUGGACUAAAACCAUGGACUUCAACAGAACAAGACUUAUCACAGUUGUUUAAAAAUGAUGUGACUUUACAGAUUUUUUGACUUUCUAUAAUAAACAGACUCUAAAACACAA
Stegastes partitus (bicolor damselfish) is the source of this 2145-nucleotide messenger RNA. It is a transcript of the gene hspa1b, whose product is annotated as heat shock protein family A (Hsp70) member 1B. The coding region runs from base 124 to 2043 and encodes 639 amino acids. The record is from RefSeq and is a predicted model, not a curated record. The transcript has 2 exons. Lineage: Eukaryota; Metazoa; Chordata; Actinopteri; Pomacentridae. Gene Ontology annotation, molecular function: ATP-dependent protein folding chaperone; ATP binding.